AUGUCCGCCUUUACAAAUGCCGAAAAGAUCCUCAUGGCCAAGGCCUGGAUCUACGGGAUCCGACCCUUUUUUAAACAUGGCAAAAACUUCAACCCGACGCGCGAUAUACCCCCUCAGACGGGCAAGACCAUGCUCGUGACGGGCGGCGCCUCAGGAAUCGGAGCGGCAUUCGUGGCCGAGAUUGCGCGCCACUCGCCCGCGCAGGUCUGGAUCGCCGACCUGCGCCCCGAGGCGGCCGAAAAGGCAAUCUCGGCCAUCUCGGCCGAGUGCCCCGACGUCAAGAUAGAUUUUCUCCAGAUCGACCUGGGCGACGCCGAGUCGGUGAAGCGGGCCGCGAGCGAAUUCCUGUCGCGCACCGAGCGCCUCGACGUGCUCCUCAACAACGCCGGCAUCCUGCCCGCCAAGGGGUGGACGACCAAGGACGGCUACGAGUCCAUGUUUGGCGUCAACUUUGUCGGCCACGCGCGCCUGACGGAGCUCCUGCUGCCGCGCCUGAUGGAGACGGCCGCGAUCCCGGGGGCGGACGUGCGCGUCGUCUCGGUCGCGAGCGGCGGCCACGGCGUGCACCCCAAACCGGACGGCGUGCGGCUGAGCAGCGGCGGCGCGCUGCUCAAGGAGCCGACCUGCGGCGGCAUGACGGCCAUGCAGCGCUACGCGCAGAGCAAGCUGGCCGUGAUCCUGUGGGUGCGCCGCCUCGCGAGGGAGUUUCCCGCCAUCACCAUCGUGUCGGCCCACCCGGGGACCGUCGCCACCAGCAUCGCCAACGACCUCUCUGGCAGCACCCGGCAACCGCCAGCGUUCUUCGUCAAGCUCACGGGCACAAAGACGCCCGAGAUGGGGUGCUACAACCAGCUCUGGUGCGCCACCGCCCCCAGGGAUCAGCUCGUCAGCGGAAAGUACUACUGCCCCGUCGGGCUGCCGGAUCAGGAGUUUGGCAUCGCCAGGGAUAGGAAAAAGGCGGACGAGCUGGAGGAGAGGUUGUGGGUUUGGCUGCAGAAGGAGCUCAAGGGGGACAGCUUUGUAAAGGUGGAUGCUUAG
Pyricularia oryzae 70-15 is the source of this 1038-nucleotide messenger RNA. Its product is annotated as dehydrogenase/reductase SDR family member 13. Bases 1 to 1038 code for a protein of 345 amino acids. The transcript has 2 exons. The record is from RefSeq and is a predicted model, not a curated record. Lineage: Eukaryota; Fungi; Ascomycota; Sordariomycetes; Magnaporthales; Pyriculariaceae.